Molecule: messenger RNA, 258 nt
Organism: Perkinsus marinus ATCC 50983
Lineage: Eukaryota; Perkinsozoa; Perkinsida; Perkinsidae
Exons: 3
Source: RefSeq, a predicted model, not a curated record
AUGAGUGCUGCCGCUACGACUUCGAACCCUCGAGAGCAGGCCAUCAACAGUUAUAUUGCUAAAGUGAAGGAACAUAGGGAGUACGAGGCCAGAUGCAAGAAACUUCGAGAGCAAAUCAAAGAGGUUGAGAAGGACUUUGAGACAUCUGAGGACCACCUCAAGGCUCUUCAGAGUGUCGGACAAAUAGUAGGGGAGGUCCUCAAGCAGUUGGAUGAGGAAAGGUUCAUCGUGAAGGCUUCUAGCGGUCCGCGUUACGUC